Solanum stenotomum is the source of this 445-nucleotide messenger RNA. Its product is annotated as probable transcriptional regulatory protein At2g25830. Bases 158 to 427 code for a protein of 89 amino acids. The transcript is spliced from 2 exons. The record is from RefSeq and is a predicted model, not a curated record. Lineage: Eukaryota; Viridiplantae; Streptophyta; Magnoliopsida; Solanales; Solanaceae.
UAGGAUUUAGGAUUUAGGAUUAAGGAUUUAGGAUUAAGGAUUGAGGAUUGAGGAUUGAGGAUUGAGGUUGAGGAUUGAGGAGCACAAAUGCAUCCACUAGAACUCUGAGGUAAAGUAGAAAUUCACAGAAACCCAAUUGGAAGUCUAUAGAAUAGCAAUGGUGUAUUCAUCUUCUUCAAUUCGAGCUUUUGGUUCACUUCUCUGCAGAAUCUCAAAUGGGGUUAAUCUUAAACCCCACCAUUCUUGCACUCUCAGAAGUGUUUUUUUGUUGAGUGGGAAUUUUUCGUCUUCUUCAUGGUAUUCAUCUUCUGAUAUAAAGGUCUUGCCUUUAGAACUUCAAUCGAGCAAUUCAGUGAGAAAGAUUUGGACUUCCUCUCCUCUCUGUAUGGGCAGGCGCUCCUGCAAAAUUGCUGGCAGAAAGGUAUAAAAUGUUCUUGCUGUUUAC